This is a messenger RNA of Zootoca vivipara (common lizard), 3402 nucleotides long. The record is from RefSeq and is a predicted model, not a curated record. NCBI's taxonomy places the organism in Eukaryota, Metazoa, Chordata, Lepidosauria, Squamata, Lacertidae.
GAAUAGCAGAGAGCGAGCGCGAGAGAGGCUUCCCAGCCUGGAGGAGAAGGAAGGGGAGUAGGAGGCCUUUCUGGACACCUCCCCUCCCAGUGCCCUCCCACUAUUAGGUUCCCCUUUCUCUUCUUCUUCCUCCUCCUCCUCCUCCCUGCACGUUGCCGCAGCGCCCGCGUGCAAGGGAAGCCGGCGCUUGCUGGGAAAACCUUCCAUUUCCAGAAAUUCAUGAGUUGCAACAAAUGGAUCUGGAGUUCAAAUACUAGAUGAGGCAAGCCCCCCCCCCCCCCGAUUUUACUGGCUUCAAUCCUGAUGGAUUUUGGCGCGCCAGCUGAAAAUACAUUUAUUCAGCAACUCACACCCAUUAACAGUGAAAGGAUGUCAGUUUGCAAAAGAUGUCAAUUGCAAAUGCACUAUCAGGCAAGAUAAGCAGUUUCAAAGUUGACUGCUGUUGUUCUUGCUGCUGCGCUGUUGUCUGCGCAGCAGUCCACGAGCUUCCUUGGCACACUCCUCAUGCAUGCCAGGCGUGAACCAGAAUCGCCUAUUCCUUGCCCAUCGUGGACUGGAUGGGCUGAAGGGUCCUCUCGCCCCGCUAGCAUGUACAAAUAAUUUUACAUACAAUAUUUUUACAAAUAAUUUUAUUUGUAUGCCUCCUUUCCAUUAGUUGAAGCAUGUUCAAGGCAGCUUACAACAUGAAAAAAACCCUCAUAAUGACAACAAAAGUUGUCAUAAAUAAAACAUACAAAAAAUACACAACCAAAUCAAACGAUUUCCACAUAAAUCAUAAUAAGAUCUAAAAUAAAUAAUAGCAAUAAUAGCAAUAGCCCUCCCAACAAAAGCCCCUUACCCCAGUCUGUUCAGCAGCCUCAGCUUUUCUAGCUGGAGUCAUUCGGGGCCCCUCCCUGCCAGGCCAGGUGGGAAAAGGUCUGCAAGGCAGGAAGCUGGUCUUCUAGGCCUCACAGCCAAGAUAGUCUUUGUCUAGCAUAGAAUUAACAUCCAGGAUUUGGUUUAAAAAACGAUAUUUUGCAAGGGUGAGGGACAAUUGGAUAGCUCUUGAGUGGACCUAAGGGCUCUAGUAAAAGAACAUCCCAGAAGCCCACCUGCCCUGACUCUUGGGUUCCCUACACUUUUAUGAUUCUGAUUACAGGUACUAUAGCUGGGGUGUGUGUGUGUUGUCCAUCUCACAACCUGGUGAGUGCCUCAAGUUGAGCUAAGCUAAGAACACUUCUGGCAACUGAUCGUCCCGAUUCCAUGUUUGGGUUCGUGUAGGGCACGCCCUAUGGAGCCAUGUAUAUAUAUUUAGCUCGAGAUCUCAUCCUUCAGGGUUGUACAUAUCGAGCGGGGCGGGUUGAACAUCAGCUGCUCUCUUUUGGAAUCUCUUUAAACGCCCUUUUGCAUUCUGGGCCUGUUGGUUGGGGGGUGGGGUCACUAUGCUAGUGCCUUCUUCUUCUUUUUUCUUUUGUAAAGAUUAUUUAAUUUCAUAUGCAACGCGGAGAACAGUUAUAGCCACAGAUCAAAAAUCUAAAACUAUGAAAUGGGCCCGUAGAAUCUGAGUACAGUUGCACAUGGGUCAAAAUAAUAAACUUCAAGUAACGACUUUCAGCGUUAUCAGAUUUAUCAAGUGUAGUUCCAGAUUUGCCAUGCUUGUGAUGAGGGUCAUCUUGAAAAUGGUAGUUCCACUCGACUAUGUUUAGAGUGCCAAAUCAUAUGAAAAAUAUCUGGAGGUUCUAGUUCUUAUCAAAAUCUAAAAUAACACGUGAUUUUCUCUAUUACAGCUAUAUUCCUGAGAGAGUGGCUCUAAGCUGCCAGUGUAGAUUUUGGACUGUUGCAAUUACUAUUCGAGCUGCCUAGAUAAUAUAUAAGACCAAUUCUUUUGACGAUGCAUCUACAUGGUAUUGUCAAAAAUAUUCAGUAGGACAACAAUCAAAAGUUUAUUUAGUAUUAUACAGUGGUACCUCGGUUUAAGUAUGCAAUUGGUUCCGGAAGUCUGUACUUAACCUGAAGCAUACUUAACCUGAAGCAAACUUUCCCAUUGAAAGUAAUGGCAAGUGGAUUAAUCCGUUCCAGACGGGUCUGCAGAGUACUUAAACUGAAAGUCCUCAAACCGAGGCGGACUUAAACCGAGGUAUGACUGUAUAUCAUUUCUGCCCAAAUUAAACCCCAAAGACCAGCUGACUUUUCCACCAUAAAUGAUAAUAUGUACUAAGUUUAUCACAACCCUUCCAAAAGUUAGGUGAUAUAGACGACGACUUUUUUUGGACAUUUGCAAGGCAUCGCGAUGCCAUCUGUGAAGUAAUUUCCCUAAGAAAACUGGAAACAAAUGUUAAGGCUCUCCAUUUCCCAAUCCUUUUCACACCUUUCCCCCUCUUCUCUGUCAAAGGGAACACCUUUUGGCCUGCUUUGGUUUCUCCUUGAGAAGAAAGGUGCCAAUGGCAAGCGACGUUGUGGAGAACGAGAUGGAGUUCUACUCCAAGGCCGAGAAAUACUGGAAGGACAUCCCACCAACAGUGGAUGGGAUGCUGGGGGGCUACGGGCACAUCUCCAGCAUUGACAUCAACAGCUCCAAAAAGUUCCUGCUCCGUUUUUUGCGGGAUGGGCCUAACAGGACAGGGACCUCCCGUGCCUUGGACUGUGGGGCUGGCAUUGGCCGGAUAACCAAGCGGCUCCUGCUGCCUCUUUUCCAAACGGUGGACAUGGUCGAUGUCACAAAGGACUUCCUUAACGAGGCCCGGAGCUACCUGGGUGAGGAGGGUCGGCGUGUCAGGAACUACUUCUGCUGUGGCCUGCAGGACUUCAGCCCCGAGCCCAGUGCCUACGACGUCAUCUGGAUCCAGUGGGUGAUAGGGCACCUGACAGACGACCACCUCUCCAGCUUCUUGAAGCGCUGCCGCCUGGGCCUGCAGCCCAACGGCAUCAUAGUCAUCAAGGACAAUAUGGCCCAGGAAGGGGUCAUAAUGGACGAUGUGGACAGCAGUGUCUGCCGGGACCUGAACCUAGUCUGCAAGAUCACCCGCUGUGCUGGUCUCAGCAUGCUGGCCCAGGAGAAGCAAGAGAAUUUUCCUGACGAAAUCUAUCACGUUUACACUCUAGCAAUGAGAUGAACCCCCUCCAUCACUGAGCCCCAUAGAGAGGGAGACUGCCUUCCUGCAGGGGCCUUGAGACACCUUUCCCACGCGAGGGUGGCUGCCUCCCCGGCGACGGAGGGCUCCAAAUGAACACCCCAGAAGAGAUAGUCCAGCAAUUGGGGUCUGGCUGCGACUCUCGUCGUCGAGACUGGCUUAGGAAUGCUGUGGGGAAGUAAAUGUUCUUUUCUUCGAAGUUGGUGCUGCUAAUGUUUUUGGUUCUUUAUUGUUUGAUGGGUGGAGGGGGAAAAACACUGUCGAAAUAUACUUUGUAUGGUUGUAACAGCAA